This is a messenger RNA of Capsaspora owczarzaki ATCC 30864, 1224 nucleotides long. RefSeq names its product nucleoside-diphosphate-sugar epimerase. The record is from RefSeq and is a predicted model, not a curated record. Bases 54 to 1109 code for a protein of 351 amino acids. Gene Ontology annotation, molecular function: oxidoreductase activity, acting on the CH-OH group of donors, NAD or NADP as acceptor. The transcript is spliced from 3 exons. Lineage: Eukaryota; Filasterea; Ministeriida; Capsasporidae.
CACUCUUCCAUUUCAACCCCACUCCUCCUCCUCCUCCUCGUCAAAUACUACCAAUGCAGACAGUUGUGGUGACUGGCGCCGGCGGCUAUAUUGCUUCGCAUGUCGUGCAGCAGCUGCUUUUGCGCGGCGACGUCAAAGUGCGCGGCACGGUGCGCUCAACGACUGACGAGGCCAAGGUUGGCUUCCUCAAGCGGCUGGAAGGCGCUUCUGAGCGGCUCGAGCUGUUUGAGGCCGAUCUCAUGAAAGCCGGCUCCUUUGACACUGCCAUCAAGGACUCGGAUAUCGUGCUGCACAUGGCGUCGCCAUUCCUGCUGUCGGACAAGAUCAAGGAUCCGCAGCGCGACGUCAUCGACCCUGCGCUGAUGGGCACGCGGAAUGUGCUCGAGGCCGUCAACCGCGCGCCCACUGUCAAGCGCGUCGUGCUCACCUCGUCGCAGAUGGCCGUGCACGGCGACUUUGCAGACCGCUCGGAAGGGUGCAAGGGCGGCCACACAUUCACCGAGAGCGACUGGAAUGAAUCGAGCUCGAUCGAGCACCAGCCGUACGGCUACAGCAAGACCAUUGCCGAGCGCGAGGCGUGGAUGAUGGUCGGACAACAAACCCGCUGGCAGCUCGUUGUGAUCAACCCUUCGUUCGUGCUGGGCCCUACUUUGAGCGGACGAAACGACUCGAGCUCCAUCUCCUUCAUGAUCAACUACCUGGACGGCACUCGCAAGUCGGGUGUGCCAAACCUCGGCCUUGGUAUUGUUGACGUUCGCGACGUUGCUCGCGCUCACAUUGAGGCUGCGUUCAACCCGGCGGCCAGCGGUCGCUACAUUUGCUGCAACAAGACGAUGACGAUGCUGCAGUUGGCCAACGCGCUGCGCGACAACUAUGGCAAGUACCCUCUGCCCUCCACCCAGCUGCCAAAGUUCCUCAUCUACCUUGUGGGUCCCAUUCUCGGUGGGCUGUCGUGGAAGUACAUUAGCCGCAACGUUGGCGUUCCGCUGAUUCUCGACAACUCCAAAAUCCGUCGCGAGCUCAACAUUGAGUUCCGAGACGAAAACCAGACUUUGAACGAGAUGGCUGCCAGUGUGCUCGAACACAAGCUGGUUGCCGAGCGCAAGUAGAUGGAUGUGUGCGAACGGUGAUUUUUUUGUUUGUUUUGUUUGUGGUUCUGGCCUUGCAGCUUGCAGGAUGAAUGCUGCUUUUGAAAUGCUACUAUUUGAAAUGCUGUUGGUGUAU